CCCAGCAGCAUCAUAACUUCCCCCUCACUGUCCAUUAGCAUGUGCGAUCUCUCCCGUUUUGUAUCGCAUCACUUUCAGCCGUCAGAGCAGCAGACUGCAUGUGUGUGAGCGUUUAGGCUGAGUGUCUCCAAAAAUCCCUCUGUAGCUGCAUCUAAGACGCUGCAGGGAAGGAUUGAGAAGAGAAAGCAGCUUCACUGACAUCAAGAGCAAUGUAUGGGGUGUGUGGUUGUUGUGGAGCGCUGAGGCCGCGCUACAAGAGACUGGUGGACAACAUCUUCCCUGAAGACCCAGAAGAUGGAUUGGUAAAGGCCAACAUGGAGAAGCUGACUUUUUAUGCUCUGUCAGCUCCAGAGAAGUUGGAUCGUAUUGGGGCGUACCUGUCUGAGAGAUUGUCUCGUGAUGUAGCUAGACACCGUUAUGGGUAUGUGUGUAUUGCGAUGGAAGCCCUCGACCAGCUGCUAAUGGCCUGCCACUGUCAGAGUAUCAACCUGUUCGUGGAGAGUUUCCUGAAGAUGGUGCGGAAACUCCUGGAGGCUGACAAGCCCAACCUGCAAAUCCUGGGAACAAACUCGUUUGUGAAGUUUGCUAACAUUGAGGAGGACACCCCCUCAUAUCAUCGCAGUUAUGAUUUCUUCGUGUCACGGUUUAGUGAGAUGUGCCAUUCCAGCUAUGAGGACCCCGACAUCCGCACUAAAAUUCGAAUGGCUGGCAUCAAAGGUCUACAGGGUGUAGUGAGGAAGACCGUAAACGAUGAGUUGCAGGCGAACAUCUGGGACCCUCAGCACAUGGACAAGAUUGUCCCCUCACUGCUCUUCAAUCUGCAGUCUGGUGAAGGCACAGAGAGUCGCUCUCCCUCCCCACUGCAAGCCAGUAAGAAGGAGAAAGAAAGCCCAGCCGAGCUGACGGAGCGCUGCUUUCGGGAACUGCUGGGCCGUGCCGCCUAUGGCAACAUCAAGAACGCAGUCACCCCUGUGCUUAUGCAUCUUGAUAAUCACUCGCUGUGGGAAGGCAAAACAUUUGCAGUGCGCUGCUUUAAGAUCAUCAUGUACUCCAUUCAGUCCCAGCAUUCUCAUCUGGUCAUCCAGCAGCUCCUGGGCCAUUUGGAUGCCAACAGUAGGAGCUCAGCCACAGUGCGUGCUGGAAUAGUGGAGGUGCUUCUGGAGGCGGCUGCCAUCGCUGCCAGUGGCUCUGUUGGCCCCACAGUGUUGGAGGUGUUCAACACGCUGCUCCGGCAUCUGAGGCUCAGUGUGGACUAUGAACUCACGGGAUCCUAUGACUGCACCAACAUCGGUACCAAAAUCAUCAAGGAGCACGAGGAGAGACAGCUACAGGAAGCCGUCAUCAGGACUAUCGGCUCAUUUGCAAACACGUUACCCACAUACCAGCGCUCUGAGGUGAUGCUCUUCAUCAUGGGGAAGAUCCCCAUUCCAGGCAUGCAUCCCAUGCUGCACUCUACAGGCUCAGGGCCUGAGGGCAAUCGAAUGAUCCAAGUCAUGCUAUUGAAGUCGUUGAGACAGGUCACAUGUGGUUUCCAGACGACCAAUAUGCUGACAGCUCUGCCAAACUCCUUUCUGGAUCCACUGCUGUCAUUUGCUCUGCUAGAAGAUGCAGAAAUUCGACUGUUGGUGCUGGAAAUUCUGGUCAGCCUUAUUGAUCGCCAUAACAACCUCCCCAAGUUCUCCACCAUCAGUAUCAUCUCUGAUAUCUCUGUGCUUAAACUCAAAGUGGACAAGUGCUCACGCCAAGACAACCUCUUCAUGAAGAAGCAUGCACAGCACCUGUAUAGACACAUCUACCUGUGCAGUAAGGAACAGAGCAGCGUGCAGCCUCACUUUGAGAAGCUCUACUCACUCCUGGCCCUCAUCAGCAUGGAGCUGGCCAACGAAGAGGUGGUGGUGGACCUGAUCCGUGUGGCGCUCGCUCUGCAGGACUUGGCUCUGAGCAGUGAGGAGACGCUACCGGUGUAUAACCGCUGUGCUGUUCAUGCUCUGUCCUCUGCUUACCUCAAUCUCAUCAGUCAGCUCACCACAGUGCCAGCGUUCUGCCAGCACGUUCAUGAGGUGAUUGAAAUGAGACAAAAAGAAAGUCCUUACCUGUUACCUGAGGAUGUCUUCAUUGAAAACCCAAAGAUUCCUAAGACACUGGAGAAGCUGGAAGGAGAGCUGUUGUUUCAACAGGCCAAGAUCACUGAGGUUCUUGGUGGCAGCGGCUAUAACACUGAGCGACUAGCUACACCUUAUGUCCCACAGUUCACAGAUGAGGACCGGCUGUCAAAAAGAAAGAGCAUUGGAGAAACAAUAUCUCUUCAGGUGGAGGUAGAGUCCAGAAACAGUCCCGAGAAAGAGGAGAGAACACCAGCUGAAGAAAUCACAUUUGAAACACUAAAAAACGCCAUUGUGGAUAGUGUAGGCGUGGAGGAACAGGAGAAGGAACGCAGGAGACAGGUGGUUGAGAAGUUCCAGAAGGCCCCCUUUGAGGAAAUAGCUGCCCACUGUGGUGCCAGAGCUACAAUGCUGCAGAGUAAACUUAAUCAAAUCUUUGAAAUCACGAUUAGGCCUCCUCCCAGUCCAUCUGGAACCAUCACAUCAAGUUACGGCCAAACCCAGAGUCGCUCUGUCCCCGUUUAUGAGAUGAAGUUCCCGGACUUGUGCGUUUACUAGUGCAGCUCACCUCAGGAUUCAGGAACCUUCAGGCAGGCAGAGGUACAGAGAGCUGGAGGGUUUUAGGUAUUAAAUUAUAUUUUGAUGUUUUUUAAUAGAGGAAAAAUAAGAGGUCAGCCCUCCUCUGUCCUGCAACCCUCAUCGCUGUAUUGUCCCCUGUUCCCCUGACUACACUGUGACUGUAGACAGUUCACCCAUUGAACUACUGGAAGGAUUUUGAACAUUUGGAUUCCUGAGUUGAGUUUUCCCCAUUUACAAAUAUUUUCCACAUAUUCAUUGAUACUUUGCACUUCUAUAAUAAAAUCAGCUACCAUAAAUAAGUAUUUGCAGCAAAAACCCAACUCAACAGGGGCGCAAAAAACAUUUUUAACAAGAGCAUACCUGGGUCAUAUUUCACCCUUAAAAUCAAAAGAA
This is a messenger RNA of Sinocyclocheilus grahami, 3074 nucleotides long. RefSeq names its product EFR3 homolog Bb (S. cerevisiae) (gene efr3bb). The transcript has 23 exons. The coding region runs from base 210 to 2660 and encodes 816 amino acids. The record is from RefSeq and is a predicted model, not a curated record. Gene Ontology annotation, biological process: protein localization to plasma membrane. NCBI's taxonomy places the organism in Eukaryota, Metazoa, Chordata, Actinopteri, Cypriniformes, Cyprinidae. Gene Ontology annotation, cellular component: plasma membrane.